This is a messenger RNA of Trichomycterus rosablanca, 2290 nucleotides long. RefSeq names its product CoA synthase (gene coasy). Gene Ontology annotation, biological process: coenzyme A biosynthetic process. NCBI's taxonomy places the organism in Eukaryota, Metazoa, Chordata, Actinopteri, Siluriformes, Trichomycteridae. The record is from RefSeq and is a predicted model, not a curated record. The transcript has 10 exons. Gene Ontology annotation, molecular function: ATP binding; dephospho-CoA kinase activity; pantetheine-phosphate adenylyltransferase activity. The coding region runs from base 158 to 1840 and encodes 560 amino acids.
GGAGGAAAGCUAGUGAUUGUGAGAACAGCCAUGAUGUAGAAACGCGUUAAAUAUUAAUAGUUAUUAUUUAAAAACAGCUUUAAGCUCUGUUAGAGUGUCUGUGACUGUGCCCGGCGAAAUUCCGAUUUUCCAGAAAGUAACUGGCCACCUCUUCAUCAUGUCGAUGGUCAGCACAGGUGUGCUGGUCCUCACCUCUCCUCUCCACACCCUCCCCUUCCGCCUGGCUCCUGUCCUCAAAUCAGCAUCUCAGCUGGUAGAGCGAACCCUCUACGUUCACCUCCACCCAGGCCUCAACUUGGGCACAGGCUGUCCGCCUCGGCCUGUUUUCAUUCCCCCGCCCGUGGAUCUUCCUGGCCUCAUAUCACGCCUGUACAGCAACGCUGCUGACAUCUGUGCCCACCUGGAUGUCCGGCUCCUCCUCACUAAUAUUUCUGCCCAGCAGUGGGAAUUAAACUGUGAACCCUUUCCUUCACCACAGACGCUUAGUCAGUCUCCAGAGGUUGUGAUGACCGAUUUUCCUCUAAAGGACAUGGGUCAGAUGUCGCUGGUGGAACGGUGCCUUCAGGUUUAUGCUGGAAGCUGCUACGUGUGCGCACCCAGCCUGUCCUCUGUUGUUUUGUGGUCACAGAUAGAAAAAGCAAAGCAAGAGCAGGAGAAAACAGUGGAGAAAAAAGAGGGAGAGGACAUUACGGAGCCUAUAGAAACCUACGGAGAUGUAGUGGUGGGCGGAACCUUUGACCGCCUGCAUGGUGCCCACCGGACCCUACUGAAUAUUUGCUGCCUUCUUGCAAAUAGACGCUUUGUGAUCGGCGUGUGUGACCAGGAGCUGCUGAAAAAUAAGGUUUUGAAGGAGUUAAUUGAGCCGUACAAUCAGCGUGUGCAGAAUCUUCAGGAGUUCCUGCAUGACGUCAAACCCUCCUUGCAGUAUGACAUUGUUCCUCUGUCUGAUCCGUUUGGCCCGUCCAUCACUGACCCGCAGCUGCAAUGCAUCGUGGUUAGCGAGGAGACGAGAAAAGGUGGCGAGGCCGUCAACAGAAAGAGGCUGGAGAAUGGACUGGCACAGCUGAAGCUAUACGAGAUUUCUUUGAUUAAAGAUGCACAUCACACAGAAAUAGAGGAGGAAAAGAUCAGCUCAUCGAGUCUUCGCUCAAGAUUACUGGGCACACUGCUUACCCCUCUCACGCCACACCCUUCCCUCUCUGAUUUCCCAUAUGUGAUUGGUCUGACGGGGGGCAGCGGAAGUGGGAAGAGCUCCAUUUCUCUGAGGUUAGAAGGUCUCGGAGCUGUACGGAUUGACGCCGACCAACUCGGCCAUGAAACCUAUCGACCCGGCACUGCUGCCUACAAUAAAAUAGUGCAGGAGUUUGGUACAGAUAUUUUGAAUGAUGAUCAAACCAUAAACAGACGAGCCCUAGGGAGGAAGGUGUUUGCUAGUAAGGAACGGUUAAAAGCACUAACUGAUAUAGUGUGGCCUGAAAUUGCACUGCUGGUUAAAGAAAAAAUACAACAAGCCAAAGAAGAAGGUAUGCACUUGUGUGUGGUGGAUGCUGCAGUCUUAUUAGAAGCUGGCUGGCAAAACAUGGUUCAUGAGGUUUGGGUGGCCAUUAUACCAGAGGGAGAGGCUGUGAAGCGGAUUGUGGAGCGUGAUGCAGUGAGUAAGGAGGAUGCAGUGAGGCGAUUACAGAGUCAGUGGAGUAACGAAAAGCUGGUGGAACAGGCCAACGUGGUGCUGUGUACACUGUGGGAACCAGAUGUCACUCAAAGACAGGUUGAAAAGGCUUGGAAACUUCUACAUCAGCGUAUUCAGAGGAAGAAAGAGGAAACCAUUGUGCCAUCCUGAGAGGGCGGCUGAAUACACUUGCACUUCACUUACCUGUAUAUUUCAAAUUCCUUUAAGAAAGAGUGGCCUUAGUCAGGUGGUGUUGGAUAAACAUUAAUCAGUAAUUGGCAGGGUAGGGUGGCCUGAUGCUAGAAUUAAUUACAGAAGGCAUCAUGGGUUACUAGGUUAAGAGCUAUGUAUGAUACGUUUAUGACGUCAUGGUAUGAGAGCUGGUUCCAAUGUUUUUAGCAUUAGUUUUACAUUUAUUAGGUCAUAGCCAAGUUACUUGGAUCAUUUUCUGUCAUUAGAGAAAUCUGUUAAACAUCUAAUAUACAUAAUGUUUCAGAUUUCCUUAAUAUUGAUUAUACAAGGCUGUUUCUUACAGCCAGAGGUAAUCCAAACACAACUGAUGAAAAUGUUUAUAAAAGAUGGUUUUAAUAGUUCAUUAAAAGCAAAAACACAUUAAAUCUG